Molecule: messenger RNA, 976 nt
Organism: Paramecium pentaurelia
Lineage: Eukaryota; Ciliophora; Oligohymenophorea; Peniculida; Parameciidae
Source: the annotation of a GenBank genome assembly
AUGUCAAAAUCCAUAUAUAUUACCAUAUUCCCAAUCUUGCUAAUUUUUGUCUGUUCUUAAUUAAAUCCUAUACGGUCAAGUCUUAGUAAAUAUCCCUUUGAAUCAAAUGAAACUAUAGUUUGCAAUCAAACAUAACCAAUAUAAUAUCCAAUCAAAUUUUCAUCAAUUUCAAGGAAACCUUAGGUAAUCUUAAAUCUCUGGAAGAUUAAAAUGAACAAAGGUAUAUCUGAAGUUUAAGCAUCCAUUUCACAGAUAAAGUAAUCAUGUAAUUUAUUUUAUUUAUUAAGAAUUUUAAGUUAAUAUUGGUUGUAAAUCAGGAGUUUUGGAAUUAUUUUCAUUUAGAUGGUUUGUUGUUGAUGAUUAAAGAAUAUAAGUAUUAGAUUCUUUCAAUAUGACAAAUUUAACAAAAAAAACAUUUAAACAUUAAAAUCCUAAUGCAUUAAAAGCAUUUGUCAUUAUAACAAGUAUAGGUUUUACAGGAAAAUUUGAUUUUUUUCUCAAAGUAUUUAUAUCAAAAUUUCUCUAGAUUCUGGAAAUUAAUUAAACCACAGUAACUGUUGAUAUUUAAGGAGAUUAUGCAAAUGUUUCUUAAUUGGGCUAUCAAAUAAUCUUGGGAAUAUAAGAGGCUUUUAUUAUGGUAAAUUAGAGCUACUUUUAUGAGAAUUUUACAAGUAAAGACUUUCCUUGGGCAUCUAGGGAUACGAAAUUUUUAGCAAUUAAUUUUUAUGGUUUUAAUUAUUCAAAUGAUGUAAAUUUUGAUUUUUAAGGAGCUGAUGGACCAAAAAAUUAAAAUUUAAUCUAUAGAUAUUAUGUUUUUUCUAGUAUUUAUAAAAAAAAUAUUAAUUAGAAGGAGGUGGAAGUUAUAAUAGCAUUUUUUGGAUUAUAAAAAAUAUUACUACAGUAUUUUCCCCAUUAAAACUUUAAAACUUAUCAAUUAAGUAUCAAAAGUAGAUUCGUGCAAUUUAAAUUCAAAUGA